Messenger RNA from Theobroma cacao (cacao), 1890 nucleotides. Its product is annotated as UDP-glycosyltransferase 76F1-like. Lineage: Eukaryota; Viridiplantae; Streptophyta; Magnoliopsida; Malvales; Malvaceae. The record is from RefSeq and is a predicted model, not a curated record. Gene Ontology annotation, molecular function: quercetin 3-O-glucosyltransferase activity; quercetin 7-O-glucosyltransferase activity.
AUUGGUAAAAGCUCAUAGGGUAGUGUGCCUGGCAGUGAAAUCCUGGCAUCAAGACGCCUUACACUAUGUGCUGGUUAAUGUAAAGAAAAGAAUAUGGGAGUUGGGAUGUGAAUUAGGGACAAAUCAGGUUCAAGAUUUAAUGCAUUGUUAUCUGUACAAAAGAUUUCAUGUUCUGGUUUUCCUUGGACUUUUCCCUCAAUCCAAGUGAAACCAAAGUUCACGGACUAAACUACUCAGCACAUCCCUAGUAAUACAUAUGGUUCUGAAGUAGAUGUAAGUCACUGUAAACAUUAAGAAUGGAGAGGCAAAGCAGCAAGGAAAUGGAGCAAAGGAAAGGCCGAAGAUUGGUGCUGUUUCCUCUACCCUUGCAAGGCCACAUAAACCCCAUGCUGCACCUGGCCAACAUUCUCCAUUCCAGGGGCUACUCCAUCACCAUAAUCCACACCAACUUCAACUCUCCCGACCCUUCAAACUACCCUCACUUCACUUUCCAUUUCUUCUCCGAAAACUUACCUGAAGAUGGCACUUGCGCAACCGAUCUCAUUGCUUUCCUCUCGCUGCUUAACACGAGAUGCGGACCGCCUUUCCGCCAGUGCUUGGCCAAUCUGUUGUCUGAAACUUCAGAGGAGCCUGUUGCCUGCUUGAUUUCUGAUGCUAUUCUUUACUUCACUCAAGAAGUUGCAAAUGAACUUAAGCUUCCGAGGUUGGUCUUGAGGACUGGUGCUGCCUCCUCCUUUUGUGUUUUCACUGCUUUUCCUCUUCUAAAGGAACGAGGGUACAUUCCCAUACAAGAUUCUCGACUAGAGGAGCCAGUGGUCGAGCUUCCACCUCUAAGAGUCAAAGACCUUCCAGUCAUUGACACACCUGAUCCGGAAUCUCUUUAUCGACUGGUAGCUGGUAUGGUCAAUCAAAGCAAGGCCUCGUCAGGUCUCAUUUGGAACACGUUUGAAGAACUAGAACACUCUGCUCUGGAAACACUAGACCGACAACUUGGGGUCCCACUUUUCCCGAUUGGUCCCUUUCAUAAAUGCUUCCCGGUCUCUACAAGUAGCUUAUCACCACAAGACGAAAGUUGUAUUUCCUGGUUAGACAAACAAGAGCACAAAUCAGUUCUCUAUGUUAGCUUUGGAAGUCUUGCGGCAGUAAACGAGACCGAGUUUUUGGAGGUAGCUUGGGGCCUGGCGAACAGCAAGCAGCCAUUCUUAUGGGUUGUUAGGCCCGGACUAAUCCGGGGUUCAGAGUGGCUUGAACCAUUGCCAAAUGGGUUCUUGGAAACUUUGGGUGGAAGGGGACAUGUAGUAAAAUGGGCUCCCCAACAGCAAGUCUUGGCUCACUCAGCGGUGGGAGCCUUUUGGACCCAUAAUGGCUGGAACUCAACAUUGGAGAGUAUGUGUGAAGGGAUCCCUAUGAUUUGUAUGCCAUGUUUCACUGACCAAAGGGUUAAUGCAAGAUAUGUAAGUGAGAUUUGGAGGGUCGGUGUGCAAUUAGAGAAAGGGAUGGAGAGAGGGGAAAUAGAGAGGACAAUCAAAAGAUUGAUGGUGGAGAAAGACGGGGAAGAGAUAAGGGAGAGGGUGUUGCAUUUAAAGAAGGCAGCUCUAUGCCUGAGUCAAGGUGGUUCUUCAAGACAUUCUCUGGAUAGAUUGGUUCAUCACAUUUCAUCACUGGAAUCAUUUACUUUCCAAAGUCAAUAAAAUCUCAAAGUAGAAUUUGCUUUAUGUCAUUAGAACAUUGAAUAAGCCUAUCAAGCCUAGUCAAUAGCAUUGGAGAUCUGGUUAAUUUUACUCAAUUUCGAAUCUUAUGCUAAUCGCUGAACAACAUUUUUUUUUUCUCCAUGAAGUACUUCGUUUCAGUGGUUUUUGCUUAUUAGAAUAAUAAAUUUUCUUUCGUGCA